AGAGCAGCUAAAGCAUUCUUCUGGGACUUAGAAAAGGUACAAGGUGUAAAACGGUGUCGGGAAGAACUGGUGAUCAAGUAAGAUAAUCUACAAUAGGAGAAGGAAAAAUGUCCAGUGAGGAAGAAUCACCUGUUGCCCAGUCUGCCCUGUCAGUGCAAAGAGGAGCGGGGGUGCCAUCUACAUGUGGGCAGAGUGUACUGCAGGACGCUAUGAGCCUGACUCCACUGGACUCAACAGAAGACAGGGUCCAGCCAUUCCCUCGAUCGCCACAGCUGCAGAGGAGGUCAGCCAAAGCAGCACCACCCACUCAGGAGCAGCUGUCACAGAGGGUGGAGGAGCUACAGGCCCAGAAGACCAAGACUGAAGCUCGCAUCCAAUCGCUUAAAAAACGCAGGGCAGACCUUGCAACGAGAACUGAUGUGAUGAAGCAGCAGAUUCAUGCCCAGUUUGAGGCCAUGCGAGCAGUGCUAAAGCAGGAUGAACAAGCUGUUAUAGAGACUCUGGACAUAGACAUGAAGAGGACUCGGGAAAUGCUAGGCCAAGUCCUCAAGACCUGGAAUCAACAUCUGCACCAGCUGUCAAGAACAAUAAGCAUCACGCAGCAAGCAGUCAAAGACACCCGGACGGCAGCUCCCGGUGGACAAAUGGAGGACAAGAACGAGAUCAUCAAUUUACAGAAGUCUGACGGAGCGGAAGAGAACAUUCGAUUGGACGAGGAGCGUUUUGAGAAGCUGGUUCAAAUGCUCUCGUCAGUCUGCAAAGAGCUGAGGGCUCAACUGCAGAGGAAGAACCUGCUGCUGGACCUGCUGCCUGCAGUGGUCGACCCUCAGACAUGCCACCCACAACUCAAUGCCACCUCAGAUGGCAAAGGCCUGUUCUAUAGAGCAGCCUGUUCAUCCCCGGAGCACCCCCUUAAGUUUGAUCAAGUGUGCUGCGGUCUUGGCUCUGCCCCUCUUUGCUCUGGUCAGGGAUACUGGGAGGUAGACGUGCGCUGCUGUUCCAGUUGGGCAGUGGGCGUGGCUUAUGAGAGACUGGAGAGGAAGGGGCGGGACAAAGGAUCCAAACUUGGUCGUAAUAGAAACUCGUGGUGCGUGGAGUACAGGAACGAAAAGUUGUUGGCCUGGCACAAUGACAGAAACAUGGUAUGUCAUUGGGUGGGCGUGGGGCGGUCGCGACUGAGUAGGGUGGGCAUGUGGGUGCAGUUCGAUAAGGGUCAGCUGGUGUUCUUCGACGCAGAAACCAUGAGCGUGCUGCAUAGCUUCUCCGCUGUCAUGACGACAGUGUUUGACCGGGCUCACCAUCAGUUCACCGAGCCCCUGUACCCAGCGGUGCGCUUCAUCAAACCGGAUGCCCAAGAAUGGCCCAACCACAUGGAGUUCUGCCACAGAACACUCCCUUUAUAGCUCACUUGCUUCACAUCUUACUCAUAUUCAAGAUAGAAGACAUAUUAUAUACUUUUUUAGGGAAUUCAGUAAGAGACUUUCGGAUAUGUAAAUGUCAUUUUACAUUUAGUUGAUUCAUUGACUUAAUAAAAAGGAAAGGCUGUGUUCUAAACUGCAGAAUUCAAUCUCUGCAACUGGCCUCACCUCUUCAUACUGGCAUUUCACCAUAACGCACAGCCAAUUUUCAUUUAUGGUGCUUUGAUUAAGUAUCGUAUGGGGUAAGUAAAAAGCAAUCCUUGAGCGGAGAUAUGGGGUAGGUGCAAACACAUCUUUUACAAGCCAUCAAGCCUCAAAUGGCUCACUAUGGCUCACUAAAACAUGCAUAAAUCACUCAAAUUGCAACUUGGAUAUACUAGUGGUAUUAAAACCUAUUAUAACAUCAUAAAAUUUCAUUUUGCAUAAUACAUCAUUAAGGAUUCGCAGAGCAUUGCCUGUUACUGUUUAACCCUUUAAGGACUGAGUUUACUAUGGGCCAGUAUAGGUCACCUAUAUUUUUGUUAGCCAUAAAAAUCAUAUUAAAGGAAGUAUCAGAAUUUACUGCAUUUUUUCACACAUCUACUUCUAUUUUUCACUUUCAUCUGUAUUUUUUCUUUUACGCAUCGAGUAAAUGACCGCAGCACCCGCGCUCUCAUUCGUCACCUUCGCGGAGCAACAGAGGCAGAUUACCGUAACUCACAGAAAAAUAUUUAAAUAGCCCCGUGCCUCCGCUUUGAGACGCUGUUUGACUUUACAUGAGAGCACGACUGGUUGCGGAGUUACGCUGCUGAAAAGUCCGCAUCUGCGCGGACACAAGGUUCCCUCCUUCUUGAUUUAAAAAAUGUCCAAAUUGCAUUUUCACUACUGUCGUGCACUUUUUCAAAUAAAUACUGUCACACUAGCAAAAUACAAUUUCAUUCUGGCCUAUAAUUAAAAGACGUGGAGGGGCAUUUUUGACAUGCUACUCACCUGAAGUCAAUGUCCAGCAGCAGACUUUGCAUGGGCGUGUCUUUCUUCUCCAGGUUUCUUAACUUAAUCAGCUCAUGCAGUCUGCAGAGAGCAAAGA
Periophthalmus magnuspinnatus is the source of this 2484-nucleotide messenger RNA. RefSeq names its product E3 ubiquitin-protein ligase TRIM62. The coding region runs from base 108 to 1403 and encodes 431 amino acids. NCBI's taxonomy places the organism in Eukaryota, Metazoa, Chordata, Actinopteri, Gobiiformes, Gobiidae. The record is from RefSeq and is a predicted model, not a curated record. Gene Ontology annotation, molecular function: protein binding. The transcript is spliced from 7 exons.